Parastagonospora nodorum SN15 is the source of this 1491-nucleotide messenger RNA. RefSeq lists its product as hypothetical. The record is from RefSeq and is a predicted model, not a curated record. The transcript is spliced from 5 exons. Bases 1 to 1491 code for a protein of 496 amino acids. NCBI's taxonomy places the organism in Eukaryota, Fungi, Ascomycota, Dothideomycetes, Pleosporales, Phaeosphaeriaceae.
AUGCCCGUGUCCCACAUUGGUCUCACGGUUUCGCAUCUUCCAACAUCGUCUUCAUUCUUUCUCUCAGCUCUCCAGCCACUCGGAUAUCGCUACAUUGGACAGUCGGGGCAUCAAAUCGGGUUUGGCAUCCAGGAUGCUGAUUUCUUCCUUUGCCAGGAGACCCCUGGGUACACCGCAACUGACUGUGCAUUUAGUGUAAAGGCGGGUGCUGCUCACAUUGCCUUCACCGCUCCUAGUCGGACCGCCGUUCGAGACUUCUACACAGCAGCCUUGACUGCUGGAGGCCGUCCCAACGGCGCCCCUGCGACUCGAUGCGACGAUGACGGUCACUUCAAUGCUGCUGUCCUAGAUCUAGACGGCAACAGUAUCGAAGUGGUUUACAGAAACGGGCCCGAUGUCAGGGAUGAUGGUACUGUCAUUGAACACAGCAGAGUCAUCACGUGGCAGAGGAGUGUCUACGAGAGCUCAAGCUACCGGGAUGACAGAAGUGUCAUCAGUUCACGUACAACGAAGCCGGCGCCCACCGAAGUUGCUUCAAAAGCUGCAUCGGUUGCCUCGAAAGCACCAAGCGUGGCCAGGAGUAUUUCCGAACCUGUCGCUGUUCCGCAAGCGACGAGUACUUCGGAAAGCGGUGAUGGUGCCGCGAAGACGCUCAUCGGUACACUGCUCGGGGCUGCGGCAGGCGCCGCUGUUGCAUAUGCAAUGGUCAGGAGCGAGCAAGACAGUGCGAAGAAAGAGUCGGACUUUAGCGCGUACAUGGACGCAAAGAACAUUGUCAAAGCUGCGGCAGGCCACCUCGCUGGGGCCUCGUCCCAGUCCAAGGCACCCUUGCCUGACCCGCAGCCCACCAACGAGGCUGCUCCUGAGCCAGUACACCGCAACAUCGAUGCUCAAUCUUACCACUCGUCUACACCGCCACAGCCACGUAGUGUCUACACUGCUCCUCGGCAGAUUGAGGCGGCGCCCACCUACUAUGCUGCAUCGCAGGUUUCCAAGGCCCCGACAGGUGUCCCUCGACAGAUCGAGGCCGCACCGCCUACCUACUACUCUGCAUCGCAAGUAUCCAAGGCUCCCACAGCUGCACCCAGGGCACUCGAGUAUGUGCCAGCUCCUUCAGUUGCGCCAUCACAGGCGCGAUCCAAGUACAGCCUUGCACGAGACAUCGAGACAUACUUCGCAUUCCAAGUCAAGUCGCAGCCACCACACGGAAGCGGUCGAGUCUUCUCCAUCUCCACCACCAUCCUCCAAGGCGCCAUCAAAGGUCGUGACUCCAAGUCAUCCGCUAGCAAGAACGAAGACUUUAUAGAUGACUUGGACAUUGAGGAGUUGACCGAAGAUGACAUGGACACUGUUGUCCCCAGCGAUAGCAUCUCUCAGAUUGGCUCGACCACCUCCCGCCGGCGCCACAAGUCUAAAAAGCACUCCGAUGGCUCCGUGUUCUACUUCCAAGCACUCUCAUCGCUCUCAUCGAUCCCACAAGACGUCAUCUAA